AUGCCUGGAGUAGGUGUGACUCCUCCAAAAAGAGAGGAUUCAAAAAAGGACGAAGAUGGAUCCAACAAAGGACCAUCGCCUUAUGAUCUGAGCGUUAGCGACAAUCCUGGAAACGUAAUCACACAAGUGCAAUUACAAGGAGAGAACUACGAAGAAUGGGCUCGAGCUGUGAAGGUGUCGCUACGUGCUAGGAGAAAGUGGGGGUUUCUAGAUGGAACUCACAAGAAACCACAAGAAGGGGCAUCUGAAAUGGAGGAUUGGUGGACGGUUCAAUCCAUGCUUGUCUCAUGGGUGAUGAAUACAAUUGAGCCACAGCUGUGCUCCACCAUCUCAUACACUGAAGAUGCAAAGGAUCUCUGGGAAGAAAUCAAGGAGCGAUUUUCCAACGUGAAUGGUCCUAGAAUUCAACAAUUGAAAGCUGAACUUGCCGAGUGCAAACAACAAGGACUGGCUAUGGUGGAAUACUAUGGAAAACUGAAGACUCUUUGGGAUGAGUUGGCAAACCAUGAACCAGUGCUUAGAUGCUCUUGCGGAGGCUGCAAGUGUGACAUUGGGUCACGAUUAGAUAAGAGAAGGGAAGAAGAAAAGGUGCAUCAAUUUCUAAUGGGGUUAGAAGACGUAAGCUAUGGCACAGUGCGAUCUAAUAUUCUCGCAACGGAUCCUCUACCUUCUCUCAACAGGGUGUAUGCAACUUUGGUACAGGAAGAGAGAAUGAAGAUGAUCAGCAGAACCAAGGAAGACAAAGGAAGCUUAAUGGGACUGGCAGUACACACUGGGUACAAGCACAAAAGCCGAAAUGAAAUAAAGCCACUCGUAUGUUCUCACUGCGGAAGAACAGGACACGAGAUCAAGGGGUGCUUUCAACUGAUUGGGUAUCCGGAAUGGUGGGGAGAUCGAUCUCGAGACGAAAAGGGAAGCAACACCAAGACCUCGCAUAAGCAGGGAGGACGCUUGCGAGGGGGGGCUGUCAUACGUGCCAACACAGCACAAGCCACAACAGAAAAAUCAAGUAACCAUGAAGAAGAAAUAGGAGGAAGCGCAGUGACUGGACUUAGCCAAAAACAAUGGCAGACGCUGUUAGAGAUGCUAAAUGGCAACAACGGAAGUAGAACUGAAAGCAUGACUGGACCUCAUUUCGAGGAUGCUGAUUGGAGCGGGUGA
Arachis ipaensis is the source of this 1161-nucleotide messenger RNA. Lineage: Eukaryota; Viridiplantae; Streptophyta; Magnoliopsida; Fabales; Fabaceae. The record is from RefSeq and is a predicted model, not a curated record.